This is a messenger RNA of Schistocerca cancellata (South American locust), 1632 nucleotides long. RefSeq lists its product as uncharacterized. The record is from RefSeq and is a predicted model, not a curated record. NCBI's taxonomy places the organism in Eukaryota, Metazoa, Arthropoda, Insecta, Orthoptera, Acrididae. The coding region runs from base 33 to 1403 and encodes 456 amino acids. The transcript is spliced from 11 exons.
AAUGCUGGUCAUCUCCCGCUCCCGCUAACAACAUGCAAGCCGCCUGUCUACCGUUGGUCAUAGCCGUUGCCCUUGCUGCUGUUAAGGCCGACAAGCUGCAAGGGUCAUCGCUCGUUGCCAGUCAGGCCCUAAGAGUUGCAGUGAAGAAUGCAGAGCCUCUAUUCAACAGGCGAAUUGCCGCGGGUCUCGAAGCGUUACCAGUUAUCCCUAUGACAAAAGCUUCGCAGAUGGCUGGUAACGAUUUAUUCUUCCAGAUAGACUCUGAUACGACCGUUGAAGUGAAGGACGUGCACGUGGUGUCUGCUCCGAUCCUCAAUGUGUCCUCCGUCAGCGCCGACCUCGAGUACUUGAACAUGGCCGUUGAGGGCAACGUUGGCACCAUCAUUGUGGACGGCAACUUCUCCAUCUCAUCGCUUUCCAGCUUCAAGAUAUUACCUCUCGUUAGCGAAGGCAGCUUCAGGUUGGUCUUGGAAUCUGUGACAUUUAAGGGCUAUACUGGUCUGAGAGUGGCUGGUGACAGUUUGCUAUCUGAGAACUACGACAUCGAUUACGUUCCGGCAGCAGUAAUCCUGACAGCACACUACUACACACCUCACGGUCCAGUCAAAACGCAAAUUUCUACACGGUCUUUUGACGAGACUGUGAUUGCCAAGAUAAAGGCCCGUCUUCGCUCCGUCAUGAACAGGCAUAUGAAGAAGCAGUUCGACGCCGUAGCCAGCGAGUUCUCGCUCAAAGAGCUGCUCCUUGAUGACGAGCCCACCAUCACCAGCUUCAUGUUGCACUCUCGUGCUAUGACGGCCAACGUCAACGAAUACGUCGACGCGUUAAUAGCAGAGAUCACCAAGCAGCUGACGAACGCCAACUUGCGUACCAUCAACAUACCCGCUGAAUUGCAUGCGUCCUUCUCCAAGGUGAUCCUGUGGGUCACGUGGCGUGGCUCUUUCACCGCUACGGGAGCCUGGGCUAAGGAUCUCGCCACCAUCCGGAGGACGGGCGACAUGAGCAUCGUAUACGACAAAGGUGUCCUCACAGUCUUCGGCGCCCUUGGACUUGGAAACUUACAGGUUGGCUUCAACCAUUACCACGCAGAGUUCAUGGAUAUCGGGCCUAGCGGCACCGUCAGCGCCACGGUCGGCUCUAACUCUCUCUUCUUCAAGGUCAGCGUCGACAUGAAGGAACUCCAGCAUGCUACGGCCACCAUCGAGGAGCUUUACGUUGAAUACAUUGAUGAUAUUGAUUUGGAAGUGACUGGCCUGGGGAUCCUCAACUGGCUGGUGUCGCAGAUCGCUACGUGGGUGCUGGGUUUCUUCACGGACAGCAUCGCUCCGUUCAUCAACAAGUAUCUGCAGGAUAUUGCCUCCACCAGCGUCUCCUUGGUCAACCCGCUGGACUACUUACAGUGAGGGCGUCAACGGCUCUCUUUCCAGAAAUACACACUGAAGACUUGAAGCCAUACAUCCAGGAAUAAAGUCUGUAAACCAGACGUGCUUCUCAAUUCAACAGUCGUAACGCACACAGUACAGUCCGCCACUCUGCAGAUCACGGUAUCCAUGAUCCAGGCGUGCAGGUUAAGAAAAUGUUUUCUCUGCCUGUUCUGCAUGUUGUAUAAUACUGCUGUAAUGUGAAGUUAAU